AUGGCCCGGCGUCCCUUGCAGCCGCGCCUCUCAGAGCUCCCGCGCCGGCAGGACUACCGGCCCGGUGACACUUCCGACCGCCCUUUGAAGUUUUCUCGCGUUCGACUCAAGGACGCCAGUGCGGCCCGGUUGCUGGAGUUGGCGGAGGCGACUCCCCAUUGGCAGGUGCACGUCCUCCCACGUAAGGGCCAUGUUGUGGCUCUGGCGCGCGAGGAGGACCGGCGGGAUGAGGUGCAGUGGCAAAUGAGGCCGCCUCCCGCACUGCGGGUUCUCCUUACUGCAGGCGCCUGCGGUAAGGACGAGUACCUGCAGCUCCUGCGCUGCAGUAGCGGGCGCAGGCAAGGGCCGGAGGAAGAGGACGCUGCUCCCUCAAAAGAGGAGCUCCUGGCCUUCCUGCGCAGCGGCGCCGCUGCGGCCGCGCUGCCAGCGGCCGCGGCACCCCGGUCGUGUUUUCCACGCAUCGAGUUUGUGGCAAGCACCGUUUUCCUCGUAGCAGCUUUGCCCACUGAAAAGACGCCCAGGAGAAACUUCUGCACCUUCCCGGUGCUCCGACCAAGGACCUGGCACUCUCGCUUGGCGUACUCGGACAGCGGCAACUCUGGCAGGAUGCUCACGUGCUCCUCCUCCGCACAGCGGGCGCGGGAGGCAUCCGCCUGGACCGCCUCCCUGGCGGUGCUUGCCGAGGCUGCCUCCUUGGCGUUGCGGCUGGACGCCUCUUGCACGAAUCCAGCUGCCACAGCUUUCGAGAAAGGAAGCCGUUGGCGGGGCGCGCUCCUGGCUGUUGCUUGGGCUGGCAGAGCUGCAGAGAUUCUGGCCUACAACGCGCUGAUGACGGCAGCCGCGGCUACGCAGAGUUGGCGCGAAAGUGCACUUUUCCUUCAGGAGCUGAUGCAGGAGAGCCUGGAGCCUACGAUAGUGAGUCUAUCAUGCGCUGCCGCAGAACCGGUCUCCCGCGCUUGGUUGCGUGGCGCCGGGCUGCUCACCCAUCUGCGCCGCUUUUCAGUUCAGUGCGAUGUGGCCGCGGGCAACGCCGUGCUCAGCGCCGCUACGGAUGCUACGACUUGGAGCUUCGCUCUCGCAACAGGAUCGUCUCUGCUACAUGCUGGCUUGGAGCUGGACCUCAUCGGCCGCAACAUUCUGAUUCGUGGCGCUGGCGGCGCUGGCUGGCCCAAGGCGAUGGCCCAGGUGCGCCGCAUGCGCCAAGCCACGCUCCAGCCAGACGUGAUCAGCUACAACGCGGCGAUCACUGCUGCUGAAGCAGGAGGGGAGUGGGCUUCAGCUGCCUCCAUGAUGGCUUCACUCUCCGAAGGGGCUGCCCCCUCGGCAAUUACGUUCAAUUCGGCAGCGAGUGCGGCAAGCUCAGGCCUCAAGUGGCGGCUUGCCCUCAGGUUUUUCCUCGCCGGCUUCGAGGCUGCGAAGAACGCCCGCCUUGUCAUCGGUGCCUGCCAGUAUGCCCUGAACUGGAGCCAAGCUUUGGAGUACCUGGCGAAGGCCUUCGCGAUGCAGCUGACAGUGAUUGUCUCCGCGCGCAACGCCGCAACGAUGGCGUGCACCGAGUUGCCUGGAAGCCUGCAAAGGGACGCUGUCUCGUUCGCUGCGGCGGCGGGCGCCUGCCGGCAGGCCAGCUUCGGAGCUGUCAUCGAGGGGUGCACACUCCAGUUGGCGAUUUGCGAAAUGGCAGCCCGCUGGCAGCACGUGCUCGCCCUGCGCAGCCUGGCUGACUCCGCAGGCAUGGAACCCGAGCUGAUGCUGCAAAACGCCGCGCACUGCGCCUGGCGUGCUGCCCGGAGAUGGGAGGGAUCCCUUCUCCUCUUGGCAGAGAUGGAGGAGACCACGGUGCAGCCUGAUGCUGUCAGCUUCGAAGCAGCCGUGCAGACCUGCGAGCUCGGUGGCCAACCUGGUCCCGCUGCACUGGUCCUCGGCCUUUGCCACUCCCGCACCUGGCUCCUGGGCAGGCCAACGUGA
Molecule: messenger RNA, 1965 nt
Organism: Symbiodinium natans
Lineage: Eukaryota; Dinophyceae; Suessiales; Symbiodiniaceae
Source: the annotation of a GenBank genome assembly